UCUCAGCUCAGAGAAAGCUCUGAGAGCCCACACGAGCAACUGUUAGAGCAGAGGCAGCUAGAGAAACACACAGAACUCCCUGACUGAGAAAUAUCACACAAAAAAGUUAAAAAAGUCAAUUAAAAACAACAUCUAUCCAAGAAGGUCAAAACCUGAAUUGAUACGUAAUUUGACAUUUUUUUUAAAACAAGGUUAAUCUCUCGAUUCAUUUUAGAUGAAUCUUAGGGAAUGAGUAUAAAGGACACUUUUGAUUUUUUCUGAAAAGACAAGUGGAUCUUUAUUCAUCUCUGAGAGAAAACGGGAAACAUCAGGACAACUGGAGCAGGAGACUCGAGGAGCCAGACAGAGCACAGCAUCUUCCUCGGCAUCAGCAGAAGUGAGAGUGAUUCCCUCCACCUGUGAGUCACUGCUCUACCUAGACUCCCUGCACUCUUCUCCAGCCUCAAGCGCAGCCUCAGCCCUGUAACUCCAGCAGAGGAUGGCUGCAGCCAAGACCGAGAUGAUCCUCCCAACCCUGCAGAUCUCAGAGCCUCUGAGCUUCCCUCACUCCCCCAUGGAUAACUACCCCAAGCUGGAGGAGGUGAUGAUGCUGAGCUCUGCGGGAACCCCCUUCCUCACUGCCUCCGCACCCGAAGGUGCAGGCUUUGGCUCCGGGGAGCCAGGAGACCAGUACGAUCACCUUACUGGAGAUACGCUACCUGAUAUUUCCUUCAACAAUGAGAAGCCAGUGACAGACCAGACCUAUUCUCAGAGGCUGCCCCCCAUCUCGUACACAGGCCGUUUCACUUUAGAGCCUGCCACCACCUGCAGCAAUAGCCUCUGGGCAGAGCCCAUCUUGGGUCUGUUCACUGGUCUGAUGAGCAAUGUUGCCCCCAACUCCAGCUCUUCCUCUGCUGUCUCACAGACCAUCUCGUCCUCCUCUUCAUCCGCUCCGUCCUCCUCCACUUCCUCUUCUUCUACCUCUUCCACAUCUCAGAGUUCGAGCCUGAGUUCCUCCAUUCACCACAGCGAGCCCAACCCCAUUUACUCAGCUGCCCCAACCUACUCCAGCCCCAACUCUGACAUCUUCCCGGACCAGUCCCAGGCAUUUUCCAGUGUUGCUGGAGGAGUGCAGUACCCUCCUCCUGCCUACCCAAGUGGCAAGACCUGUAGCACAAGCUUCCCUGUGCCCAUGAUUCCUGACUACCUCUUCCCUCAGCAGCAGGGCGAGAUCAGCUUGGUGCCCCCUGACCAAAAGCCCUUCCAGAGUCAAUCAAGCCAACCCUCCCUCACCCCUCUGUCCACAAUCAAGGCUUUUGCCACCCAGACAGGUUCCCAGGACUUAAAGAGUGUCUACCAGUCCCAGCUUAUUAAGCCCAGCCGCAUGCGCAAGUACAACACCCGGCCAAGCAAGACGCCCCCACAUGAGAGGCCCUAUGCCUGCCCUGUGGAGACCUGCGACCGUCGCUUCUCGCGCUCUGAUGAGCUGACACGCCAUAUCCGCAUCCACACUGGUCAGAAACCCUUCCAGUGUCGCAUCUGCAUGCGCAACUUCAGCCGCAGCGACCACUUGACAACGCACAUCCGCACUCACACUGGUGAGAAGCCCUUCGCCUGUGAGAUCUGCGGACGCAAGUUUGCCCGCAGUGAUGAGAGGAAGAGGCACACAAAGAUCCACCUACGGCAGAAGGACAAGAAAGCAGAGAAGGCAGGGGCAGUGGUGGUGACAGCAGCACCGGUACCAGCUGCAUCGCCUGCCUCCAGCUACCCCUCUCCCAUCACCUCCUAUCCUUCUCCAGUGUCUUCUUACCCCUCUCCAGUCGCCUCUUGCUACUCGUCCCCAGUCCACACGUCCUAUCCAUCUCCUUCCGUGGCUACCACGUACCCAUCAGUGUCCAUGUCCAUGUCCAUGUCCAGCACUUUUCAGUCCCAGGUCGCCUCCUCAUUCCCCUCCUCAAUCGUCUCCAAUAUCUACAGUUCCCCCGUCGCCACCCCUCUAUCAGACAUGCAGAGCACUCUCUCUCCAAGGACAAUCGAGAUCUGCUAAGAAAGAGCAAAGAGUUCAGAUACUCUGCACCUCCUCUUUCUUAAGUUUCUUUGAGGGGGAAAGACUUGAGCAUCAAAAGACUUUGUCUCCCCCUCCAAAAAGCACUUUUCUUUCUGCUCCCUGUGCAGUGUUAGGAGAAUCCUGAGAUUUACCUGAAAGAGAGAAAAAGACACAUGUCAAGGACUGGGCAAACAAAAUAGAAGUUUAAAAUGGAUCCCCCCCCCUCCCCCUCCCCCGUCUCUGUAUAACAAUUGCAGCACUUCAAAUGCAUAAGGGACUCAACAGAUAGAGCGCUGAAGUCGCUGCAGACGGGUUUCUACUGCUAUACAAAAAAACCCACACACAACCAGAUUGCCAGCAGUUGUGGUGCUAAGGCACGUUCAUCAUUGCAGGCACUUAAACAAUACAAAAGACAUUAAAUAAUAUACAUAAGCUAAGAUAUAUGUAUAUUGUACAUGUGCCAUGUUUAGUUUUUAUCAUUCUUUGGUACCAUUGAUGUGAAAAAUUCUUUGCAUAUUUGCAUUGUAUUAUUUGAAGUGAGCAGGGCCAUACUUUCUACAUUCUUUCUCUAUUAUGUAGUGAUGAUGCUGUGAUAUGUUUUGACAUUGUUUGGAAAAAAAAAGAAGCACUUACGUAUUCAAGCAUGAGUAAGAGUGAUGUUACUUUCUGUUUGUAAAUAUCAUCCACUGGUACUAUCUCUUUCUCUCUUUCUCACGAGACAUAUCGCCCAGUUAUAUGGAAAAAUAGAGAAAAGGAAAAAAAACAAAAAAAAAAACGUUUAUAAAAACAAACAAAAGCAUAAAACUAAACCAGACAAACGCUCCCGUUAUUUGGUGCCUUUUGUGAAGCCUUGCUGAUGUUGUGACUCGGCUGCGCACGCGAGACAGGAUGCACUGCAUCUCGCCUUAAAGGUUGAGGGAAUAUUUUUGUUACAGAAUGUAAGUCAUAGUCAGCGGGAGGAUAAGGAACAAGCUACGAGGGCACCACUUCAUUUUAUUAGAAUGUGAGCAAAAAAGGAGAGGAAUUAUAAAGUCUAUUUUUGUAAAACUGAAAUGUAAAUAUCCACAUCUUCAAGAGCUGGAAUGUUGAAGUUACCUACUGAGUAGGCAUGGGAUUCUUUUGUAUGUUAUAUACAUGCAGUUCAUUAUUUUGUGGUUAUCUUUAUUUUGUAUUUGUGUUUGUUAAAACAAGUGACUGUUUCUGGCUUCUAAACACAUUGAAUGCGCUUAACUGCCAAUGGGAUAUUUGGUGUACAAGAUAUCCUCCCAGAAAUGAAAUAUAAAUAAAAAUAUGAAUCUAUAUGUA
Molecule: messenger RNA, 3331 nt
Organism: Solea solea (common sole)
Lineage: Eukaryota; Metazoa; Chordata; Actinopteri; Pleuronectiformes; Soleidae
Gene: egr1
Product: early growth response 1
Exons: 2
Coding region: 479-2026 (515 amino acids)
Biological process (GO): regulation of transcription by RNA polymerase II
Molecular function (GO): RNA polymerase II cis-regulatory region sequence-specific DNA binding; DNA-binding transcription factor activity, RNA polymerase II-specific
Source: RefSeq, a predicted model, not a curated record